Aspergillus luchuensis is the source of this 309-nucleotide messenger RNA. RefSeq lists its product as uncharacterized. The coding region runs from base 1 to 309 and encodes 102 amino acids. NCBI's taxonomy places the organism in Eukaryota, Fungi, Ascomycota, Eurotiomycetes, Eurotiales, Aspergillaceae. The record is from RefSeq and is a predicted model, not a curated record. The transcript has a single exon.
AUGAACCUUGCUUCUUCAAGAGUAUCUGAUUGCUACAACAUUCUCACCCAUCCCAGACAAUUUCCGUCCAUUCCGUUGGUGGCAGAGCCAGCAGAAGAGAGGGGAGGGGGGAAACACUACUUACAAUACCAGGGGGGAAAAGAACAAGCUCGACUCAAGCGCCGCUGCCCACUUUUUGCAUGCGACCAGGCCUCGGAUGGCGUGCCAGAGCUCCUGCGCCAGGGUCCUAUCCAUGCCCAGGAAUCGGCUCCGAAAGUCUCUCGGCUGACCCCGGUUACAGAGUUUAGUGCUAAGCAGCUCGGCGGUUGA